CUUGACUUUUUGUUCUUCUACUUCAUGCUGAGUUCACUUUCUUACAGGGCUUGAUAUCGACAUCAGUGCAACUUGAGCAUCUCAGCGCAAAUGGCAAGUUGGCUCUCACAACCCGUGGAGUUACAUGGCAGUCGCGCAUUCACAUGCGACGGAUUCACACCAGAGCAAUGUGAUUAUUAUAAAGAACGUUGGCAUUUCUGGUAAGUUUAAGGAAUGCAUGACUUCUCUUUCGAUAAGAGAGCUUGUGCGAGACGCUCACCAGCCUUCCCAAUCUAGGUACAUUGCCGACCAUGUCUAUGCUCUGCCAACAGUUGCAUUUUUCAUGUGCUCCAUUGGAAUCUUCAUCAUCGGCCAUGUUCUGUCACGCGUCUUGGGAACCAAUGUUGAUCGAGGCCCGUCGUUGUUACGAAGAGCCACUGCUGUGAUCCGAUACCUCUCUUAUCGCGGCUUCCACGUGGCAUCGCUGCGAUGGAAUUCCGCCCCAAUUGGACUUCUGCUGCUGGCUCUAGUUGGCGUCAUCUUCUUCUUUUGUAUGGACCUUGCUCCCAGACCCUACUACUGGUCUAGCCUGGACUUUGGCGGUUCUCCACCGCUGGGUACUCGGUCUGGCUGGAUGGCUUUGGCAUGCAUGCCCUUUGUCUUUGCAACCGCGACCAAAGCGAACUGGAUCACUCUUCUCACCGGGGUUUCGCAUGAAAAGCUCCAGGUGCUCCAUCGGUGGACAGCGUACGCUUUUUUCAUCCUAGCACUGAUGCACACGUUUCCCUUCAUUGUAUACCAUAUCAGAUUCCACGAUAUGGUGAUGCAAUUCACCAUGGGCAAUAUUUUCUACUGGACUGGCAUUGUCGCCCUGAUCUUUCAGGCAUGGCUCACGAUUGCCUCUUUUGGGCCACUGCGCGAGGUCGGUUAUGAGUUUUUCAAGGCCUCCCAUUUCUUCUCAGUUGUGGUGUUCGUCGUAAUCUUCUUCUUUCACUGCGACUUUACACUAACGUCAUGGGACUAUUUCAUCGCAACAGCUGCAGUUUAUGUACCGUGUUUUAUCUUCUCAUGGAUCAGGACCUGCUUCGAGCAUGGCUGCAGCCAAAAGGCACGGGUUUUUGUGGAAGAAAACGAUUUCACUCGCAUCGCUAUCCCGGCAACCUUUGACUGGGUCCCUGGGCAGCAUUGUUUCCUCCGAUUCCGUGGAUUUGGUCUUCAGGCCCUCACCUCUCAUCCGUUCACGAUAUGCUCUCUACCAUCAGAUUCAGCAGACCAGCCUUCUAGCUUAACUUUCUACAUACGCCACCGGAGGGGGUUGACUGCUCACUUACACGAUCGUGCUCUGGAACAACCUGGUGUAACAACCCCUGUCCUUGUUGAUGGACCAUAUGGUGGUAUCGACCUCCACAAGUACUUCGGCAGUGACCGUCUCCUAGUCAUCGCCGGAGGCUCAGGAGCUGGGUGGACUUUGCCUUUUAUUGAGCUAUUCGUGAGAUCUCGGGUGUCAUCGGCUGAGAGUAACGCCAAGCCUCAGGAAGAAUCACCAAGUAACGCUGGCCGUGUGUGCCGUCGUACAAACAGGCCUUCAUCGCUACGAGUGAUCUUGGCUACCCGGGACAGUGCUACACGCUUAUGGUUCCACAAGACCGUUAGGGAUUUGCUAUCUAAGCAUCCAUCGCCUGAUACAAACUCUGACAUUGAUGUACAAGUCUACCUAACUGGGGAGGCGCAGGCUCUGGCAAACUCACAGGACAUUCCUAAAGAUGUCGAGAAGGACGCCUCUUCCCCAGAAGAACAGAAUCGUACAGUGAAGGGCAACGAGGCCCUAGGCCCGACCAGUAAGAUCGGAGACUUUGGUGAGGAAUUCCACGGCCGGCCCCCGUUGCCUGCCAUGGUCGGCGACAUGGCCGCUACGGCGAGAAAGACUGGGCAAUCUCUAGGCGUCUUCGUCUGCGGGCCUAAUACGAUGCAAAACGAUGUUCGAAAUGUGGCUGCAAAGGCAAACUUGGAGAUUGCGAAGAAGCCAACGUCCGGAGGAGUGUAUCUUCAUCUCGAGCAUUUCUCAUGGGCUUGAGAACAGACCUAGAAGCUCGAGGUCCUUCAAAAUCCUGAAGCGGAAGACCUAUGUAGCAACGGCCUUGCUUUCAGCAUUUCAUAUCCUGGACUUAGGAAAGGCUGUAACCUAGUGUAGCUCUUUGCAAACAAUAUGCUCAAAUUCCACAUCAGCUGUUACGCCGGCCCGUGUAAUGAUAGACUCUGGUUUUCAAAGGCCUUCCCGC
Molecule: messenger RNA, 2258 nt
Organism: Exophiala oligosperma
Lineage: Eukaryota; Fungi; Ascomycota; Eurotiomycetes; Chaetothyriales; Herpotrichiellaceae
Exons: 5
Coding region: 125-2053 (642 amino acids)
Biological process (GO): copper ion import; iron ion transport; intracellular iron ion homeostasis
Cellular component (GO): plasma membrane
Molecular function (GO): ferric-chelate reductase activity
Source: RefSeq, a predicted model, not a curated record